Messenger RNA from Hemicordylus capensis (graceful crag lizard), 2346 nucleotides. It is a transcript of the gene COLQ, whose product is annotated as collagen like tail subunit of asymmetric acetylcholinesterase. Bases 35 to 1417 code for a protein of 460 amino acids. The record is from RefSeq and is a predicted model, not a curated record. Gene Ontology annotation, molecular function: heparin binding. Lineage: Eukaryota; Metazoa; Chordata; Lepidosauria; Squamata; Cordylidae. The transcript is spliced from 18 exons.
UUGGGAUUAUAGUAUAUCACUUGCAAUAUCCAGUAUGGUGGUCCUCAGUCCUGUCGCUUUGGGAUUUUAUCUUCAGCUCCUUUUCUGCUUCGCUCUGUCUCAGACCUCCUUUGUUGACAGUGUUUUCUCAAUCUCAGCAGCCAUCCCUUGCUUGGAAGAAAAGAAACGGAUUAAUAACAGAGUGUGCUCUCAUCUUGCCCCUCCUCCUCCUCCUCCGCCACCACCACCACUAUUUCCUCCACCAAAUUUCAAGCAAGGAUGGAAUUCCAUGUUUCUAUUACUGGAUAUGGACAUCUUAUAUCAAGAGCUUCAGAUAAUACAGUCACCUUGUAGAGAAAAUGUGUGCCCUCCAGGACCUCCUGGCCCCCAGGGCCCACAAGGUAUUCCUGGUGCAAGGGGACCAAAGGGGGAAAAAGGGGAGAUUGGCAGACCAGGAAGAAAGGGCACACCCGGUCGUCCAGGUGUCCCUGGAAUGCCAGGGGCUAUUGGAAUGCCUGGCCCAAUGGGACCUCGGGGUGAAAAGGGAGAUUUAGGUUUGACAGGAUUGCCAGGUACAAGAGGACCAAUGGGCUUCAAGGGUUACCCUGGAAGCAGAGGAGAAAAGGGAACUCAAGGACCGAGGGGUGAAAAAGGUAGCAAAGGUGACAAGGGAUACAUAGGCUUCCCUGGAAUGCUGGGGCAGAAGGGAGAAAUGGGUCCAAAGGGGGAACCGGGUGUGUCAGGGCACAGAGGACCUGCUGGAAGACCAGGAAAGCGAGGCAAACAAGGACAAAAGGGAGACAUCGGGCCUCCUGGAACUACAGGUCCACCUGGAAGACCUGGUCCACCAGGUCAAUUGGGAUCUCCAGGACCUUUGGAAUCAAGGCAACUAACAAUGGGGCCAAAAGGGGAAAGAGGGCUUCCUGGACCUCCAGGGAAAUGUCUGUGCAAUCCCCAGCAAAAUGUGAAUAUCCCACCAUAUGAGGAACCACUGUAUGGACAGGCCUAUUCGAAAGUUCCUGCAAUAUUUGUGGUGAAUAAUCGGGAAGAGUUGGAUAGGCUUAAUACAGAAAAUGCUUUCGCAUUUCGAAGAGACCAGAGAUCAUUGUAUUUCAAGGAUACUUUUGGAUGGCUUCCAAUCCAGCUUAUGCCUUUCUAUCAUGUGGACUACCCUAUAGAAGAUGGCAGCACAUGUGGAGAUGGCAUCCUCCAAGAUGGAGAAGAGUGUGAUGAUGGCAAUAGCAUUGUGACUGAUGACUGUAUAAAAUGUCGCCAUGCAUACUGUGGAGAUGGCUACCGACGUGAAGGUGUAGAAGACUGUGAUGGGCAAGAUUUUGGAUAUCAUACAUGUAGAACAUAUGUCCCCGGGUCUUAUGGAAAACUGCGAUGCACUUCUUAUUGCUAUAUUGACUCUACAGAUUGCCGAUAUUUUACAUGAAGACAGAGAGAAAAGGUAGGCUACAGAAUGGAUUCAGCAACCUUUCCCAGGCUCUUGAAGGAUUUCAGUCUCUAUUGGGAGAUUAAGGACUGAUUCGCCAGUUCUUCAACCAGAAGUGACUUUAGGGGCAGUCGACUCAUGUGGAACAAGCUCUUGAGAACUGGUUCACCUGUUCUAUGCAUCAUGUUCCCACCAAGAUUCUGAAAGAAUAAUAUUAUCCAGUGUUCCUGUGCCUGAAAUUUGCAUUAUUAAUUCUGCAACAGAAUUGGGAAGGAUGCAUUUUGAAAUGCUUAUAAUUCAGUUAAAAGCUAUGGUUGAAAAAUUGUUAUUAGUUUUUAUUUUAGCCUGAAUGUCAGGAAGUGUUAAAUUACUUUUUGUUUUCUCAUGCAUCUGAUAGUUACUUUCCAGUCUCAUCGUUACAUAGUAUACAGUAUGAUUGUGUAUAUAUAUUUAUUUGCUUAUCCUAUAGUGUAUUAUUCAGAUUACAUACUGUAUAGGUUUUAUAUGUAUAUAUGUGAAGGGUUUUUUUUCAAGAAAAUUGGUUACAUGUUUGUUAUCUUUGAUAGCAUCUGGGAUAAUUGCUGGUUUCCUUUCUAGCAGACACUACAGAGUAAAUUUCACGUGGCAAGUAUGAUGAAUUAGAUACAAAUGAGAGUUGUCAUAAAUGUAGAUGAUCUUCAAAGCAAAUUCUUCAUACACUGAUGUAUGGCAUCAGCUUAAGAAAAGCAGGAUAAGCUCAUCUUUCUCUGUCAGUUAUUGUUCCUGUUUUUAAUUUAAAGGUCUGAAGUGUAUGUUUGAAAUGCAUGAACACCUGUAUAAAACUGGUAUUUUAUGUCCUGUUACUUCUGUUGAAGUCGAUUAUGGAGGAUGCUACACAAUGAUAAUAAAAAUUAAAUGGAACAAACAAGUAUACACACCUUUUUACAAUA